Messenger RNA from Oncorhynchus gorbuscha (pink salmon), 1583 nucleotides. RefSeq names its product coiled-coil domain containing 33 (gene ccdc33). The transcript has 11 exons. Lineage: Eukaryota; Metazoa; Chordata; Actinopteri; Salmoniformes; Salmonidae. The record is from RefSeq and is a predicted model, not a curated record. Gene Ontology annotation, cellular component: peroxisome. The coding region runs from base 66 to 1169 and encodes 367 amino acids.
AGUUGUUGAACAAGAGCUGGUUAGCAUACAAGAGUGGCUUGGAUUUACCAUAGUGAUGUAACAGAAUGUAUACUGAGAAGAUGAAGAGGUUUUACAGGCCCUGCUCCAGUACUAAGGAUGGUCUCAGUCUACCGUCAUACGAUGCCCUGGCCCGGAUCCUCUCAGACAACACCACUACAGCUCCAGCUGGGGAAACAGAGGAGCCACAGACGUAUCAGAAACACACUCCACACAAAAAAGCUCCUCUCCCUGACUUUGUGGAUGAUCUUCAAAGCAAAGAAGUGGAGAACUACCGAACAGCGAUGCGUAAAAUGGCGGAGGACAUCAUAGCCCUUAGGACCCAGGUGGUAACCUUGGGAACGGACAACAGCCAACUCCGCAGUGACCUCACGCUGCACCAGGACCUAGGGCGCCACCUUUUGGACGACACUGAUGUAGCCGUCAUGACCAAGGCAGAGAUCGCUGACCGGAUAGCCUCUCUGAAGUUUAAGCUGGCUAGUGAGAGCAGCAAGGCUUCAGCUCAGAGAGACAAGAUACAACAGCUCCAGAAUGAUCUGAUCAGGAAGAAUGACAGUGAAAAGGAGUUGCUGCGUCUCCAGAGAGCUCACCAGCAGCAACAGACCGUCCUACAGCGAUACCACAGGACUGUCUCCAAGACUGCAGGCCUGGAGGCCACCGUUAAACAGCAGGAGAAGAUCAUUGAGAAGAUGGAGAAGCUUCUGGACAACACACUGGCAGAGAAGAGCAAGGGCAAUGCAGAGAGGAAGAGGAAGAUGAAACCAACAGGCGAGGAGGAUAACAGGAAGGAGAUAGCGACAGCAGCAGAGAACAGUCGACUCAGAGGAGAACUGGACAAGAUACAUUCCCAACCUCCACAAGCUGCCAUCAUCAUACAGCCUGCACAGGUGUUCCCAGACAGAGAGAGGCUGAGUCUGCUCAGUAAGCUGGAGAAGGCAGAGACCAGAGUACGAACACUUGAGAAACAGCUGGAAGACAACUCGAAGCGAUGGGGCAAACAGAAACAAGACAUGCUGACCAGACUCAGUGAACACAUCUACGGUUUGGAUCGCACGUUAUCCACCAUCGUCCAUGAGCUACCCCUGAAGAGUGUGUCAGAUUCUGUGCUGGAGCGUACCCGACAAAGAGAGCUGAAGCCGGUGAAGAAGUGACCCUACCUCCCAUACUUGACCUCUAACCCCUGACUACCUGUGUGUCUGUCUCCUUCAGAAGAGUCUGACCUCCAACCCCCGACCUCCCGACUACCUGUGUGUCUGUCUCCUUCAGAACAGUCUGCCCUCUAACCCCAACCUCCCGACUACCUGUGUGUCUGUCUCCUUCAGAACAGUCUGACCUCUAACCCCCGACCACUUGUGUGUCUGUCUCCUUCAGAAGAGUCUGACCUCUAACCCCCGACCACCUGUGUGUCUGUCUCCUUCAGAAGAGUCUGACCUCUAACCCCCGACUACCUGUGUGUCUGUCUCCUUCAGAAGAGUCUGACCUCUAACCCCGACCUCUCGGCUACCUGACCUACUCAACAUACAGACCUGAUACCCAGCUAACACCCCAAGACAAAGUCAUUAAUU